This is a messenger RNA of Gregarina niphandrodes, 1101 nucleotides long. RefSeq lists its product as hypothetical. The record is from RefSeq and is a predicted model, not a curated record. The transcript has a single exon. The coding region runs from base 1 to 1101 and encodes 366 amino acids. NCBI's taxonomy places the organism in Eukaryota, Apicomplexa, Conoidasida, Eugregarinorida, Gregarinidae.
AUGGGUGAACCUGACGACAAAAUGGAACCAGAUGCGGAGUCAGAACCAGAUGCGGAGUCGGAUGAGAUGGAGACGAUGGGACUGAUGGAGGAGACCGAGGGAAGCGAGAUGGCGGGGUUGAAGUCUGCAGCUUCUGAGUUGUCGAUGAAGUCGGCGUUGUCGGGGAGGUCUUCGGUGAAGUCCUCGGUGAAGUUUUCGGCAAAGCCUGUUGGGGUAAGCAAGUCUGUUGCAGGGAACAAGUCUGGUGGAUCGAACAAGUCUGGUGGAUCGAACAAGUCUGGUGGAGCGACCCCUGGUCUGAGUCGUCACUAUUGGAUGAGUAAUCGAGCGUUUGAGGUGCCGUUUGUGUUCCGUUACCGUUGUGGUGAAGUGCACGCGUGUGUGCAGCAGAGUUUUUCGUUUGAGGAGUUUGCUGCGAGUAGUAGGAGUGAGGCUCGUUUCCAAGUAGUGGAUGGUUUGACGGGUGAGAGGUUGCCUUUGGUUCCGCGUAGUGAGCCUGUACGGUUGCGUCCGGAUGAUUCAGUUCGAUUUAAGCAGUUGGGUCUAAGUCGUGUGUAUUUUGAGUAUCCAUUAAAAGUACUAUUGAAUGAGAGUGUGUUGUAUGUAUCAUAUCUACGUACAGGACGUACUAUAAUUACUAAGUCGUGGGGUCAGACAUGCGAAAAUAAUGCUAAAUUCCUUACUGAGAAAUUAAAAUAUUGGACUAAACUCCACGGCCAUGACCUACCACGACCUCCCUAUCGACUUCGUAUUUUGGCAGGUGAAGUUACACCUCCUAGCCCGGAUUUCCCACAACCAGGAUCAGAGCUCUUCAGGUUCUGGGCCAAUCAAUCUGCUAACGCCAUCUUCCUUCAACCAACUGGUACCAAACCAAAUGCUCUACAAUGCAAUGAACUUCUGCUACGCGAAAUACUAUCACCUGAAACCCUUACUAGAGUUAACGGAAUUACACACGAUUUCAUCCAAAGAAAAUUCGUUCUGACAAUGUUAUUUCAUCAUAUUAAAACACUUAAGGAAAGAUCCAAAGAACAGCCCAACACCCACCCAACCCAAUCAACAAGCAUGAUCCUGCAUGCGAUAGCUAAUCAAACCACUAGCUAG